Molecule: messenger RNA, 29196 nt
Organism: Ylistrum balloti
Lineage: Eukaryota; Metazoa; Mollusca; Bivalvia; Pectinida; Pectinidae
Exons: 154
Coding region: 1-29103 (9700 amino acids)
Source: RefSeq, a predicted model, not a curated record
AUGGGAGUGCGACGCGUUGUCCGCACGUGCAAGUUAAGAAAGCGUGUAAGGGUAGGGGAGGUAUCGGGCAUUCUAGCCGUGGACACCCACAAGUACAAGAUCCAAGGUGCUGCUGUGGUGGUGUCAUCUGACCUGAACUGUAACUCUGCAGCAGGCCUCGGGAAUGGCGCCAUUCUUCGUGAUCAACUAUCUGCAUCAUCAGUUAGAAAUGACCUUGACAUUGAAAACGCCAGAUUUGAUUGUUGUCAAGAUGCAGCAUUUGGCGCGUGGUGCCCGGCUACGGCCCAGGAUGGAGAGUGGUUCGAGGUGACCUUUGAUCGGCCGUAUAACCUGUCCGGCUUUACCAUCCAGACCCCAUUUACAAACUUCACGUCACAGGAAUCGUUUUUAUCGAUAUUUUCCCUACAGCUGGAGUUGGCAUCAUCUCCCCCCGGGAGCCUCACCGACUACAAUGUAACCGGUGACGCUCCAGAGACGUUUUUAACAAAUUUCCCUGAUGCGGACGUGAAAUCGUUUCCACUGUUGGAAGAAGUUGCUGUCAGACGGGUCAGAAUUGUUGUCCUCAACUACACUGGGGAGCCGUGCUUUAGACUCGAACUUUUUGGGUGCAAUAUAACUGAUGAGAAUUUAGUGCCUGUUGGAAUAUCUGACCCCGAGUUGACCUUCAACUAUGUGUCUAUGGAUGACCUUAGUCUGACCUGUUCACUAAAGGAUGUGGCUACCAGAGGGAUACAAUACUGGUUGACAUGGUGGAGGGAGGUAGAAGAAUUAGAGGAAGAGCUUCUGACCACUGGUCAGUCUAAUAACAUCCUUCCUAUCAAAGCCAGUGACCUUAUUAAUGACUUCAGGAUCUACAAAUAUCGAUGCAGCAUAGAGCCCUGUUACAGUGGAACCUGUCAAUCAGUCAGAGGAGUGCAGAAACUCAGCAAUAUUUUUCAGGCAGAGAUCAAGAGGGUGAGCAGUGAAAGUCUGAGUGUGGUGGAGAACGGACCCCCUGCUGUCAUUCAGAUUCAAUCAACUGUGCCACCAGCAGUGUUUUGUCAGGGUGUGAAUUCAGACGCAAGCUGUCCACUUACAGUGAAAGCCAGGGUCGGAUCUGUUGACGAAGUGACAUGCUCGGGAGGUAAAGAAUUGUCUCAAGUUGUGUUUCCUGAGUCAGCCAGCAGCCAAGAGUCCUGUAUCGUCACGGUAACACAGGACAACUGGGAAAUGGUACACAACAUCCCAGUUCUUGCAAGUAUGGAUGGUGUUAUAGAUGGCACAAGACAAGUCACAGUGUCUCUAGACACAAGAGCCAACCAGAAUCUCCUGCUAACCAUUGGCUUUGAUGUGGAAGUUUCUGUGGCUGAUGAGGAUACUGCAGCAGUAUGUAGCUCAACAAGUGGCCCUCAUCUGCAGACAUUUGACGGGGUAAACUAUGACAACCAGAACGAAGGAGAAUUUACUUUCUACAAACAUGACACUCUUCCACUGGAGAUUCACCUGUUUUACCGACGCUGUGGAUUAAAUGACAAUAUUUGUAACUGUGGAGUUGGCGUACUAGUGGAUGACGAUGUUCUAGUCAUUGACAGGUGUGGUGCAGAAAGAGGCUCUGAUCUCACUUAUCCCAUCAAAACACAGAUGUAUACGAAUGGUGCUGUGUCGUCAGAAUUUCGUGUCGUUCGUGUGGCUUCUGGAAGGGAAUUUCAGGUGUACCUUCCAACAGGUGGACAGCUGAUUGUUCAGCUGAGCCAUCAAACAUAUUUGAAUGUUUGGUUCUACCCAUCACUUCUUGACCUCAACCACACCAGCGGACUCUGUGGGAACUUUGAUAACGAAGACACAAAUGACUUUGUCCAUAGUGACAACACAUCAUCAGUUAUAGGGGCCAAGUACCCAGACCCAUUCACACUAUCCUGGAGGGUUCCGGAGGCAGACAGCUUGUACACAGGUCUCUGUGAGGACAAAAGGGACGAUCGAACUGUUCCUGUUGGCAGUGUGUGUCAAUGUACAGGGGCUGAAUUUGCACCAUGUGAUUCAUGGGGACUUGUCCAAAGCUGCUACAGUGCCAGAGAAUACUUCCUUGGUGAGGAUAUAACUGACAUUGUACUACUAGGUCGAAUGAUGCCCCAGAAUUGUUUCCCCUUUGACUCCACCCAGUAUAGGAAAGGGUCAUUUUUGUACAACUCCAGUGCACCAGUUUUCACUACAGGGUGGUCAGGUGUGACAGAAGCAACAGCAGAACAACUUUGUAUAGAUGCCGUCAAUCAAAGCCCUCUGAAUGAAUCUUGUGGUCAGUUUGUGCCACUGUUGGUCCAGUCAGAGAUAGAUGACUGCAAGGAGAAUAUUCGGUUGACAAAUGAUCAAGGAUGGGCUGUGGUUUUGAACGAACUCUUAGCCCGUCGGUGUUUGUUUGAACUUGAGAGGAAUCACACAGUAACUGGAGACCUGACUGCUGCACUGGCCAGUCUGUGUCCUUACCAUUGUGACAACGGCCGUUGUACUGAUGGUGAAUGUGUGUGUGACCCUGGUUUCAUUGGUCCUGAUUGUACCGUCAACAUUGACAAUCAACCGACAAUAAGGAUUGCCCAACCAGUGGACGGUCUAUGUAACUCCAGGAUCUCUCCUUGUCAGAGUGUGUAUCUUACAGGCCUCACCUUUGUCAACUCAGAAAAUCUGACGUGUUACCAUCAGGAAAUUCAGGUUAAUGAGACAGGCUACCAGGCGUCAGGUUCUUGGCAGGUUGCUCCUGUGACCUUUGUCAGUUUCUCAGAGGUCAGAUGUGUUUUACCAGCAGCGGCUAAUUACAUGCUUGCUGUUAGCAACAUAAAUUCGACUAGCAAUAUCAGCAAUGGUGUUCUGCAUCUGACCUAUGACCCCAUGUGUUACAUGUGUAACAUUGCUGAUGGAUCGUGUGUUCAAAAGGGAGACGUCUGUGUUAUAGAAGGUAUGUGUUACUUAAAUCUGACGGUAAAUCCGGCUGAUGAGCAGCAGAUCUGUGCUCCAGAUGUCAAUUCUACAACAUGGAGUACUCGUCCAGGUCCCUGCCUGACAUCGGACCUUCAGUGGACGGUCAGCAAUUCUUCUGCUAUGGCAUUUUACAACCUCAAUACAACUAACAAUGUAGCCAGUCUUGAGGAGUGCCAGAGUGUCUGUUCCACAUAUGAUGGAGGCUUCCAGUGUCGGUCCCUUGACUACGAUUCGUCUGCUUCAGUGUGUAAUCUGUCCCCGUUUCAAGAGGCAGAUGUGACGACUUAUGUUGACAAAGGAGGAUUCAAUAGCAAAUGGACUUACUCAGAAUGGCAAUGUACUGAUGACCGCUGUCCUGGGAAGUAUGUGGAAUGGACAAAAUGGACAAGCAAGAUCAGUUUCAAUCUAACAAACAAUGUUGUAAUGACCAAUGUGUGGACACUUGACCACUGCCAGGCACUGUGUGAAGCAUACUCCACCUGUACUGCUAUUGUCUUGAGCAAGUCAGCGGGGCUCUGUGUCCUCACUGAGCUGACGUUAGAAAACGAGAUGGGUGAUGGGUCGUUAUACACAGGCUGGGAAUACCAUUAUCACACAUGUGUAGACAGUUUACUAACAGGGCCUUUAGUUGACAAUGUUACCUUGGUGGCGUCUUUCAACGGUCCAGGAAAUGAUACCUUCAUGUGUUCUUUUCCACCGAUCGAGACAGGAAUGGAUGUCAUUUAUGAUGUCCUGUGGAAGGUGGAUGGAGUCCAGUUAUAUGAGGACACACCUUCGGACAAUUUGACUGAGUCUUUGUUACCAGCGCUGCAUGCAAACAGCCUCAUGGAUGGUUCUGUGCUGCAAUGUUUGGUCAGUGCUUGUUACUAUGGUAACUGUGAAAACACCAGAGGAGCGCUAGUCAUCUCUGAGCCCUACACUGCUACUAUCAUGGUAAGUGGUGGUGCAGCUGUGAUGGAUCUGUACGAGGGAAAAGCACCAGCAUUGAUCGCUGUAGACUUUACUGCCCCUCCUUACGUCCUGUGUAGGAACAUGGGGCUCACUUCGUCUGACAACUGUUCUAUAUCUUUAACUACGACUGUAAGCAGUACUGAUGAUCGAAAUGUUACCUGUCCUAGUGGGACCCUCAUACAACAGGUCUCAUCACGUAUGUACAAGAGGGGAGUUAACCCAAGUUACCCGUCACCUUUUUGUAUGGUCAACAUAACCAAUGAGAACUGGAUGACUGCCAUGUUUAACUUGGAGGUCAAGGCCACACUGGACAAUAAGAUUGAUGGAAAUUUUUCACACAGGCUUGUUUUGAAUGCUGACUAUCUCGUUAGUGGUGCAGUGGAACAGGCAGACAUCACCAAGACAGAAUCACAGCUGACUGUGAUUGACAGAGACCGGUAUGGUGUAUGUAUAUCUGUCAACGAUCCCCAUCUUACCAGCUUUGAUUCAAAACAUUAUGAAAACUAUUACGAGGGGGAGUUUAUCAUGUAUCGCCAUCGUACCCUACCGUAUGAAGUCCGCACAUUCUACCGCCGUUGCAACGGUCGAGCAUCCUGUAACUGUGCCGUUGCUGUCCGUGCACAUGAUGAUGUUGUGGUCAUUGAUAAAUGUGGCCCUGAUGAAACAAAUACCGGGUUCUACCCUAUAACCAUACAAAUGUUCAGGAAUGGAAUUCUCACACCAGGAUUGAGGAUUAUCAGUUACUAUGAAGGCAGGAAAACCAAGAUCAUUCUACCCAAUGGAAUGAAAAUUUAUGUAAAGAGAAGUGCCAUCCGAGGACAGAACUAUCUCAAUGUUUGGCUGAAGGCAUCUUCUUCAGACUUCAGCAAUACUGAAGGUCUUUGUGGUACAUUUAAUGAUAAUCCCAAUGAUGACCUGAUGAUGGCCGAUGGUUCGCAGUAUUCAGGAGAUGCUGACCGACCCGAUACAUUCUCACUUAGCUGGAGAGUGGAUCCUGCUGACACUAUCUACAAUGGGUAUUGUUCGGAUGCCACAGAUUUUGUCCCCUUUCAGCAGCCUUUCUGUUACUGCGGAGUAACAGGAACUGAAGAUUGUGGUGUAGGCUACGACGUCUUCUCCUGUCCCUUUGAAGAAGAUGGGCAGGACAUCACAGCCGAAGUCAUGGCUAAGUCUGUUUUCCCUACAAAAUGUCUGCCAGGAGCUAAGUUACAGUACCCAGAGUUUGGCUAUGACGCCAGUUACUUUGUUCCGGUGCCUGGUUGGCCCACAGAUAUAGGGUUAACAGAGAUUGUAGUCCAGACUGUGUGUAGGUCAACAGUGGAAACGUCUGCAGCCGCUACUGCAUGUAAGAGUGUACCUGGUGUUUACUAUGACGCCAGUCUCCAGAACUGUAUAUAUGACAUACAGAUCACAAAUGACUUGCGUUGGAGUUUGACACCUGCAGAGAACAUUAAAGAACAGUGUGAGAUUCAGUUGAACAGUAACAUGAAUCUAUGGGAAGCAUGGAAUGGCACCUCCAAUAUUGGUCCACCGCUAUCCAUCCUCAAUCAGAUCUGUCUUCACGAAUGUGGUGGUGCAGGAAGUUGUGUUGAAGGAUCUUGUGUAUGUAAUGAAGGGUUUGCCGGCCUGGACUGCUUCACCAAGCGAACAGAUGCCCCAAAUAUAUUUUCACUCAGUAAUAAUGGUCUUUGUGACCUUCGGAGUGCCCUCUGUUCAUCUGUGUCCGUAUACAGUAACAACACUCUCAAUGUGGACACACUGAGUUGUCAUUUCCGCAAGAUUGAGUUGAAUGAGACUUCCUUCACCGUUAUUAAUGAGACGGAAACUAUACCAGCAACCUUUGUGUCCUUUAACGAGCUUACCUGUACACUACCUUCUGUAGGAAGUUACGAAAUCAGCAUCAGCAAUAAUGGAACACAAGCACUGAGUAACAAGGCCUACUUCCUUGUGUAUAAUUCUCUCUGCUUUGACUGCAGUGUCCAAACCAUGACAUGCUCACCAAAGAACACAUCAUGUUUAAUAAAUGAUGUGUGCUAUGAAGCUGGCGACUAUAACCCCUCCAACAGUAGAGAGUUCUGUGACCCAAAAAUCAACACAACACAGUGGCAGAUGGCUAAUGAUUCCUGUGAAAUUUUGGAUCUGGCCUGGUACCAGUACAAAGGAAGUGAGAUUAUGGGCAUGGUUUUGGAGGAAGUUGCUAGUAACGGGGACAUCAAUAACUGUUUGGAGGCAUGUCUGAUGAACUAUGAACCAGAUCCGGUUUGUCAGUCAUUCACCUAUAAUGCAUCAUCUGGCAACUGUACCCUCAAUCUGAAGGACACAUUGGCUUUAGGAGCCAACCAUAUAGAUAUGAUGGAUUCAACUUUGUACGAAUGGCAAUGUCAGAAUGAUCCUUGUGGAAAGCGAGGGAUUGAUUGGCAGAGAUUUCCAGGCUAUACAAUCAUAGGCCAUGUAAAGAAGGAAGUGGCAGGCAUCUCCUUGAUUAACGAAUGUCAACGACUUUGUCUAAUCGAGACAGAAUUUUUGUGUCGCUCCUUCCACAUCCAGGAUGGUCUGUGUACAUUGAUGGCCAUUACGCGAUCAGAUGUUGGUAUUGACUUCGUGCUCUGGUCUGGGUUCAUCUACAUGGAGUGGAGAUGUAGUACAGGUAAUAACUUCCCAAUUGUGAAGAGCAAUCCAGAUGUCUCCGUCGCUAUUGUUCCCGGAGAAGAUGUCUUUAACCAGACAUUGAAAUGUAGCUUUUCCCCAAUUGAAUCUAUGAGUAGGAUACAGUACGACAUCAGAUGGCUGAUUGAUGACGUCAUUGUCAUGCAGGAGAUAGCAACGGGCCUGACUGGUGACUCAGCUGAAUUUUACCUGGAUAGGCAUUACAUGGCAGAUUUACCAUUUGGUACAAAACUAUCAUGUGGUGUUUCUGCAUGUAUGUAUGACAACUGCAACCAAACUCAGGGGGCAUUCAGACAGAGUGAACCAAUCACAAUUGCUGUUCAAGUUGUAUCGGCCACAACUUUGUCAGUACAGGAAGGUGAAGAAGGAAAAGAGAUUGCCACCCACAUGUCUGUUCCUCCAUCGUUCUUAUGUGCACGGUCAGUCUUGCCUUUGAACUGCCAUGUCUAUAUCCAGGCCUCAGUCAACCAGUCGCAGGAUGACUUGACCUGUCCUGACCAGUCGUCUGUACAACAAUUGGUCAUUGGCUCAGGCGAUGAUAUGGAGGACUUAUCCUGCGGAGUUGUAGUCACCAUGACUAAUUGGAGAUGGACUCACAAAAUAAUGGUAGGUGCUAAAAUUGAUGGAGUCUAUGAUGGUGACCACAAACGGAGUGUUCAUAUAUCUGGACAUGUGAUAGAGAAUGGAACAAUGUCUGCUUCAGCUGAGUUUGAGACAUUGGAGGUGACUGCUAUUGAUAUGGAUCAUCCAGGUCUGUGUGGCUCAGUAAACAGUCCGAACCUUCGAACAUUUGAUGGCAGAUACUACACCAACUUCUAUGAGGGUGAGUUUCUCCUGUACCAACACAAGGAAUUACAGUAUGCUGUACAUGUUCUGUACAGACGAUGUAAUGGUCAGCUAACUUGUACCUGUGCUGUUGCCAUUAAACUCCUUGAUGACGUCAUUGUGAUGGACAGAUGUGGAGCAAGAAAAGAUCAUGCCACCAAAUGGCCAUUCUUAAUGCAUUACUAUAUCACUGGUGAACUGACACCUGGCUUCAGAUUGCAGCAAUUGUACGGAGGCAUUAUGUAUGAGGCUCACCUGCCAACUGGCACAAUUGUUAAAGUUGGCCUCAGUGACGUAAAUUCCUGGCAAUAUCUCCAUGUCUGGGUUGAGCCAUCCAGCACAGAUUUCAACAAAACUGAAGGCCUUUGUGGAACUUUUGAUGGAGACAAAAACAAUGACCUACAGAAGAAAGAUAAGUCAAUUUAUACUGCCCCUGGACGAAGGCCUGAUCCAUUCAUUCUCUCAUGGAGGGUACCUCAGAACGAAAGCUUAUAUAAUGGACAUUGCGGUAGGGUGAGAAUGUCUCGUACCUUUGGGUCAUGUGACUGUGGAAGGGGAGAUAACCAAACCUGUAGCAUGAGAAUGGAUGCCGACCUGUGUCCCCUUGACCAGUUAUCAGGAUAUGAUCUGACUACAGACAUGCUGGUGAUGCAGCGACGACUCCCCGUUGGAUGUGGGGAAGAAGAUGUCCCAGAAAACAUGCAGUUUGAGUUUGAUAAAGACUUCAUACCACAGGAUUACAGUUUCCCGACAGCUUCGAACAUAACAGAAGACAUGGCACGUACUCACUGUCAGGGUGUGUUGGCAGCUAGUACAGCGGGACAGCUGUGUGAAAACAUCACUAAUGUCGACUUUGAUCUUGCUGUGGAAGCGUGUGUCACUGAUAUCAGGAUCACAGAUUCCUAUAACUGGACUCAUACCUUGGAGACUAAUAUUAUUGUACAGUGUCUGACGGAAGUUCAGCGUAUGGUUGCUCCGUCCACCGCCAUUCUUAAUGGCAUCUGUUUUGAGGAUUGCAAUGGCAGAGGAACAUGUGUAGAAGGCUACUGUCGGUGUGCAGAAGGAUUUGGAGGUGAGGCGUGCAGAGUGAAUACAAUUGAAGCCCCUGAGGUGUACUUCCUUGCGGAAAAUGGAUUUUGUGAUCUUGCAUAUUCGCCAUGUACAUCGCUGGUAGCUUUUGGGGAUACAUUCAUAAGGUCGGAGAAGCUCACAGCCAGAGUAUGGGAAAUACAGUUGAGUAAUGAUGGAACAAAUAACACAGUAAGUGAUAUGGAGCUAUACAGACCAGGCCUCUUCCUAACUCCGUACCAAGUUGCAGUGUUGACCCCAAAGGUCACAAGUUACAUAGUUGCCUUGAGUAACGACAACUCCACCUACAGUAAUUCUCAAAUCUUCACUGUUUACCAUAGUGAAUGCCAUGAGUGUUCAGCUCCAGCGACUUGUGUAGCUAAGCCAUUAACUUGUCUUAUCGACAACAAUUGUUACCAGUUUGGUCAGUUGAAUCCUGACAACAUCUCUCAAGUGUGUAAUCCCGAUGAGAAUUAUGAUAUGUGGAGCAUACUUAGACCAUAUCCCCUGGUGCGAGAUCCCCCUGUUCUUAGCUAUACAUACAACAUGUCUGCUCAGCGAUUCUGGUUCCACUGUGACUACGAUUUGCCAACACAAAGGAACAACUCACUUUUCUCCCUUGUUUGGACUCUUGAUGGUGAAAUUGUUGACACUGUAAUCUUGGACAACAACAUAACUGAUUCCAACAUGACACAAGAAGAUGCAGAUUUAAAUAAGUUUAAGAAUUUUACUUACGGCUCCCAGGUGCAGUGUGGGAUUGAAGCAUGCUACGAGGAUAACUGUGAUAACACUACCAGUCCAGUAAAAUUAAGCAACACAAUUCGUGCCUCUGUAACGGUGUUGACAGAGUCCCUUACUUUAACAGAGGGACAGAAAGAGAAACAGGUGAAGGUAAAAAUGGAGUUCCCUCCCUUUAUAUUUUGUCAUGCGCUAUCUAGAGGAAAUUGUAGUAUUCAUGUAAUGGCAAAGGUGAAAGAGACAGAGGAAUUUUCAUGUAACGGAAUGAUAAUUCCACAAGUACAGAUUCAGAGGGCUGGUGAGGGCAUCCCAUGUGGUCUUGUGAUCACAGAGGACAACUGGGAUGAAGAGUACGAAUUUGAUGUUCAGGCAACAGUUGACAACCUUAAAGAUGGUGAUCAGGAAAGGACACUUCUGGUUGAAUCUAGCCUUGAUGGAGGUGUUGUAUCUAAUGAUGCUUCUGUUCAGGUGACUGUGGAAGAUAUCAAUCCAUCAGGACUAUGUUCAUCAGUCAAUGAUCCACACAUGACUACCUUUGAUGGCAGAUACUUCAAUGUCUACUUAGAAGGCGAGUUUGUGCUCUACAAACAUGCUACCCUACCCUUCGAGGUUCGAGCUUUCUUUCGAAAAUGUAACAGACAUGCAGCCUGUAAUUGUGCUGUUGCUGUGAAAUCUGGCAACGAUGUAGUCCUGAUAGACAGAUGUGGGCCAGAAACGGACACUGUCCAACCUUACCUUGACAUAAGGUCAUACUUAAAUGAUAAUCUCACGCCCGGGACACGCGUCAUGAAAUACGAGGACAAGAAUGAACACAGGGUAUACUUCCCUACAGGAAGUUAUGUAGUCAUAAAGGAUGGAAAUUUGAGGAGAGAUCCACAAGGUUACCUGAAUGUUUUUGUCCAUGCCUCUGCAUUUGAUUUUAACCAGACAAUAGGUUUAUGCGGAACAUUUAAUGGGGAUAUGGAUGAUGAUUUAACAUUGCCAAAUGGAACGGUGGACACCACAAACUCAAGGAAGCCUGAUGAUUUCUCCCUCCAGUGGAGAGUCAGGGAGGAGGAUUCCUUGUUUGGUGGUUAUUGUCCUGACAACGAGGAGGAUUCAUUAGAAAUGGAGGACACAUGUACAUGUCAGGAGGGUAAAAAUGUGACCUGUGAUUCUCGUCUGUUCUACAGGUGUGACGUUGAUGCUGUACCUGGGGAAGAUAUUACAGCCUCUAUUCAAAACUUCCCUCUGACUAGAUGCUUCAGUAUUCAGCCUUGGGAUAUGUUCCAGUACAAUGCUUCUUAUAUAGCAACUGCAGGAACAUUCCCAACCCCAGGAGGUAUUAAUGAGACAGAAGCUUACCAGAUAUGUUGGGAUUAUGUUUUCUCCGCUGAAAUUGGUGUCACAUGUAAUGGGUUUAUAUCAGCUCAAAUUGACGUGAGCAUCCGGUCAUGUGUAGAAGACAUUGCAAUUACAGAUGAUGUUUCUUGGGCGUUUGAGGCGCUGUCUACUGUAAAGGUCAAAUGUUUAACAGAGCUAGCCACCAACCCUGAUCUUUGGAUAGUGGUUGGAGGGAACUAUGUCCCCCCAUUGAACACAACAUACCUGCUGUGUCCGGAGUGUGAUAACAACAGUACCUGCAUGGAAGGAGUCUGCCAGUGUGCUGAUGGUUUCGCAGGGGGAGAUUGUUCUUUGGUGAAAGCUGAUCCACCCAUCUUACUAGGCUUUGAAGGGGGACAACUCUGUGACAGAAGAGUCAGCACAUGCUCUCACCUCAUUAUCUAUGGGAGAAAUUUCAUCCGAAAUGAUAAUUUAACAUGUCAUAUAAAAGACAUUCAGACAAAUGAAGUCAUCACAAAACCUGCAACAUACGUUUCUAUGGAUACCGUCAUUUGUGAAGUGGUCCGUGCAACAAGUGUGAAUGUUUCGAUUAGUAACUAUGGUACUCUGGAGAGUGAUCCUGCUCCAUAUCUUGUGUAUGAUUCAUUCUGCCAGACAUGUGAUCUCAACUCCAGAAUUUGCACAAAUAAGGAUGACAUUUGUGUAAUUGGUGGAGAGUGUUACGUGACAGGACAGUUUUUCCCUCAGGAUGCCACCAGGGUUUGUUUCCCAAUUAUCAGCCGGACUGCAUGGACAGAGGUCAAUGCCAGUUUGAUUGUUGCUAACCGAGAGCGAUUCCUGUCCAUAUCUGGAGGCUUAAUAUUAAUGUUGAGCGGAAAUGUGUCCUUCCACGGCCAGAUUUCUUUUGUGAACGGUUGGAGAGGAGACUAUGCAUUCUUAUUCAAUGACAAUUCAGCUUACAUCAACAUCACAGACACACUGGAUUGUCUAAGUGACCCUGAUAUGUGUGCUGGACAAGGUUUUACAUUCAAAUUCUCUCUCAAUAUUCUAACUUUGACUGAUGGUAUGGUAUUGUUCACAUCAGGGGCAGAUAAUCCUGCUUAUCGUGGAAUCGUGAUGUAUUAUAGGAGGGGUAGGAUCUACCUUACGGUAAGCACCAUGCUAGAGGAAUGGACAGUGUCCACUAGGUUUUCCACCAUAAACACCUUUAUGGAAUUUGAAUGGACUUGGAGUAGAAGCUAUGGGCUUGAGAUUUUUAUUGACGGUGCUAGUAGAGGACGCACAGUAAACUUCAUCAAGCGUACUAUACUGGGUUACCAAAUUGGCCAUCUUCAUAUUGGAGGAUUUUAUAGGAGGGGAUCGACAGCACACUUUAUCUUGGGACAGUGGCUGAUGUUGAAUUGGCAGAGGACUGUGAUCUCUGCUGUUGAUUUUGUUAUUGAGUUCCCAGAACUUCCUGAAAAGCCAGUUAUUUCUGUGGACUAUAACAGAAAUUCAAUGGAGACAAAAUUCAUUUGCAAGUUUGACAAACUUGAGAGAGGAGAUGUGAGUUACCUCUUGGACUGGAGAGUUAAUGGUGUUGUUAGAAGGUCAACCAGGCUAGAUGAAGACAGCGACAUCAUGGAUGAGGCAACUUAUGGUGAUGGAGGUUAUGGGGUCAAGGUUUCAUGUCAUGUAACCCCAUGCUAUUCCUACGAUUGUGACAACACCCGUGGACCGCAAAGACACAGUCUCACCUUCAUAGCAGAAGUCAGGGUGAUGACUACUGAGUUAGAGAUCAAGGAGGGUGGACCUGUUGGGGAUGUUCCUGUAAAAACCACAGUGCCACCUUUACUGUUCUUCCCACCUUCACUAAGGGGAAACAACUCCUGUUUUGUCAGGCUGAAUGCAAAAUUCCUACAAGAAGCAGAUGUAUGUCCAAAUGGGAAUUUACUGCAUCAAGCAGUUCUGGGUUAUAGGUUCAGCUCCUCACGUGAUGAGGCAUUUUGUGGUGGCCUUAUCUCCAUGGAAACAUGGGAGGACCCUUUCCGUCUGCCUGUAGCUGCUACAGUUGACCUUCUAUAUGAUGGAGAGGUGGAACGCGACUUAAACAUCUCUGCUACAAUUCAGUGUGGCGAAAAUACAGCUUUCAACGAUACCAUUGGUCAGGUCAAGGUCACUGUUACUGAUGGUGACAAGAGUGUCGUAUGUAAAUCCAUCAACGAUCCCCAUAUGACCAGUUUUGAUGAUUGGAGGUUCAACAAUUUCCUGGAGGGAGAAUUCAUUUUAUACGCUCACCUCUUUUUGCCAUUUGAAGUAAGGACAUUUUACCGGAGUUGUAACAAACGUGCCUCAUGUAACUGUGCUGUAGCCAUACGAUCAGGAGAUGACGUCAUCCUGCUUGAUCAGUGUGGACCAGUAGCUGGUGGUCGACAGCCAAUGCUUGUUAAGAUAUACCUAAAUGGUAUACUGACCCCAGGAACAAGGAUUAUGAAAUUUGGUGGAGGAAAGAAGUACGAGAUAUAUUUGCCCCAUGGCACGGUUGUUGUAGUAAAGACUGGGAAAGGAAGAAAGACCUCACAAUAUAUCAACGUUUGGGUAAAGGCUGGUUCUGCUGAUUUCAACAGCUCUGUGGGAUUAUGUGGUCAAUGGGAUAACAAUAAGGCCAAUGAUAAACGAAUGCGGAAUGGCUCUAUGUACACUGGAACGUCCAAACAACCAAUGGAUUUCUCACGCAGUUGGCAGAUUAAUCCUGACACAGAAGACACCUUAUAUGAUGGGUUCUGUCCUCUGGAUGUAGAGGACGAUUCCAUGGUGACGUAUUGUCAAUGUGGCAUGAAUUCCAAUGAAAAUUGUGGUGAUACUCUGCAAAUAGCAAACUGUGGCGCCUCCUUAAAGACAAAAUCAAAUCGAAGGAAAGGAAUGGACAUCACGGAUAAAAUACUGAACGAUUAUUCAGAGUCAACAACCAAGUGUUUCCUGAAUCGAUCUUCGAUCAGGUUUGAGUAUGACCCUGAUUAUGAAUAUCUGAUACCACCAUGGCCAACAGCUUCAGGUAUCACCUAUCAAGUGGCUCUGCAGUAUUGUCAGGAUUUUGUCACCUCAGUGUCAUGGUCAUCUCAGUGUUUGAACCUGGCCAAUAUUCAGUUUGAUCUGUCAGUAGAAGGUUGUGUGGAAGAUAUCCAGUUAACUGAUGACAGGACAUGGGCUCUGACCUUGUUGGAUAACAUACAGGAACAGUGUUUCAUAGAGCUGACCUUUAACUUUACCAUCUGGAUCUCUAUCGGUGGUGGAACAUUUGAACUUCCUAAUUUAGAACAAAACCUGUGUCCUGCUGAAUGUAACGGCCAAGGUACCUGUAAAGAAGGAGUUUGUGAUUGUGAUGAUAACUUUUUGGGAGACGCUUGUGCUGUUUCUGUGAAUGACAUUCCAACUGUUACCUCAUUUGGACAUGGAAGUUUCUUCUGGGACAUCAAUCUACCUUCCCUUGGAAAUCUUCUGACGGUUUAUGGAACAGACUUUGUUGAUCUUGACACACUCACCUGUCACUUCUUGUUGAAAAAUGGAACAGAGUUGAAAUUUCCUGGUAUCUAUGGUAACUUGGAGUUGAUGCAAUGUCCAAUCCCUGGACUUGGUUUCUACGAACUUACUGUCAGUAACAAUGGUGUGACUCAAUCUGCCAGGGGCCUGACAUUUGUUGUGUACAAUGCUCUCUGUGAGACAUGUACCCUCACAAAAUGUGAACCAAGGUCUGAAGUGUGUUAUCUUUUACAGUCUGAUGUUUGUGUUAUUGAUGGAGUGUGUUAUGGAAGAGGCUUCACUUAUCCCGGAGACCCAACACGUGUCUGUCUGCCAAGCACAUCUGUUCAAGGGUGGUCAACGCUUUCUCGUAUCGAUAUCAUUAUAAGAAGACUAACUUUUCUUUCAAUUGUCGGAAACAUUCUGAGGACAUCCAGUUUUAGUUUCACAAUAUCUGGUGGCCCAAGUUUCAUUCCCGGUCCUACAGGAGGCCUUGCUCUACUCCUGAAUGGCCAAGACCAGUUUAUCUAUUUGGAAAACACUGCAGAAGCAUCCUGCUUUGGCAAUUUAGAGACUUGCUCUUUCGGUUUGACUGUUGGUUUCAAAUUAAGGGUUUUAAAAUUCAGAGAAGGCAUGCGCAUAAUCAGCAAUGGUGAUAGUCAAAGAGGUUUUUACGGAAUUGAAAUGUGGUACUCAAGAAACCGUCUCUAUUUAUCAUGUAGUACCCGUACACGAAUUUACACAGUGUUCGCACCUUUCCGAAAUGUUGAUGACUUCAUUAAUAUUGAGUUUUCUUGGAGUCUACAGACUGGCCUCAGUCUUUUCUUCAAUGGUAUUAUGGUAUCCCAAACAACCCGAUAUUAUGAGCUCCAGGAUGCAAACUUCAAUCCAAAUUUAUAUAUUGGAUAUUCUGUAUCACUGAAUCUGUUCGCUAACAUUAUCAUUGAGGGAUGGAGCGUUACUGAGGCAACAAGGGAUGUAGCUGUAGGACUUGGAGCAACCAUAGUCACUCUUGAGUUUACGGAGCGACCAGAACUGUCUUUUGUUGUUGGUGAUGAUGAGAAAGUUACCUUUAAUUGUGGAUUCACUCCCCUUGAAAUUGAUGGCCUCUCCUACAAUGUACGUUGGUAUCACGGAGAAAAUCUCCUUGUCAAUGAUAACAAUGGGACAAUCUUCAACAGCUCAAGCUCCAACAAAUUCUACAGCAUUCUGUCUGAAGAUGCCAUUUUCCAACUUAGCAUUGGUGAUUCGUUACACUGUGCUGUAUCGGCCUGUGAUUCCUCAGACUGUGACGGCACAAGAGGUCCAUGGAGAGAUAGCACUGCUUUGUCUGUUAAAGUCUACGUAAGUCACUCUGAACUGAAAGUCACAGCCAACAGCAGCUGGGACACUGAAACCCUGGAAGACACCAUUCCUGCAAUUAAGGCAUUGUAUGUUAGUUUCUAUUUUGUCAAAUUUGCAAAGGCAAAUGACUUGGACCCGUCAAUGAAUGAAGGAUCAGCUGCAGAAUUGAUUGUGAUGAGCUUGGCCAUUCCACCUCGCCUGCUAUGUCGACCUGAAGACAGAGAAGAUUACUGUAAUCUAUAUUUCACAAUGGAACUGUUACGUGGAAAAGAGAGGAAAUGCCCAGGAACUACUGAAGAAAUUGUACAGUUUGUGUUUGGCCUUCAAAGACGAACCAUUGACCAUGAUGAUGCUUGUAGAUUUAUUAUUGAUAAGGAUAACUGGUCAGGUGUACAGAUUCCUGUCAAAGCCACGAUUGAUGGUCUCAAAGACCGAGAUCAGACACGAGAGAUCAAGUUUGAACUACAUAUCACAUCUGGUGCAGAAAAAAGCAUCAUAACAUUUACGAACAAUUUGCAGGUGACUGCGAUAGAUAGAGAUAGGACGGCCACGUGUUCCUCCAUCAAUGAUCCACAUAUUACAACAUUUGAUGGAAGAUACUACAACAAUUUCUUUGAAGGAGAAUUCAUUUUAUACAGAGAUAGAAUGAGGAGAUAUGAGGUGAGAGCAUUCUACCGUAACUGCAAUGGCCAAGCAUCAUGUAACUGUGCUGUGGCUGUACGAGUGGAGGAUGAUGUCAUUCUUGUGGACUCGUGUGGACCAGCUCAAGUUUCCAAACGAAGGCAGCCAACCACGCUGAAGAUGUUCCUCAAUGGAGGUGGAUUGACUGCAGGAACAAAGGUCAUCAGGUCAGGUGGAGGAAAACGAUACACGAUAAUCUUACCGACGGGAGCAAAGGUGAUAGUGACAAAAGGGAAGCGAAGAAUCACCCAGUUCAUCAAUGUGAAGAUCAGGGCUUCCUCUUAUGACUUUGAAAAUUCAGAAGGGUUAUGCGGCACAUAUGAUGGAGAUGACACAAAUGACUUUUGGCUUCGAACAGGAGGUCUAUCUGGGGAAAGAGGGAAGUUUCCAGACAAAUUUUCAUUAAGUUGGAGAGUGGCACGGCAUGAGUCAUUGUACCGUGGAUAUUGUCCAACAGCUGUCCCUGACCAACUGACCACCACCUACUGUGACUGUUCCACAGGUCAGUCUGGUCAAUGCGGUCCUAGUUUGGACCUCAUGGAAUGUGACGAAAUCAGAACACGAAAGAAUAAAAACAAACUCAAGAGAGGUAAAAAGGACAUAACACAGGAACUGGUGGAUACUGCGGAGAGUCCAGUUGUCAGAUGCUUCUCAUCACAAACUGCAGUGGAGUUUGAAUUUGAUAUAAACUAUAUACACCGGGAUUUCACGUGGCCAACACCAAGUAACAUCACCUUGGAGAUGGCCACUGAGAUAUGUCUGCAAUAUAUGUCGGGACCAGUGUCUGGGCAGAACUGUCUUGGUGUACCUGGUCUGGUCCUCAGUCCAAUCACAGAGGCAUGCAUAGACGAUAUCAAGUAUACAGAUGAUAUUUCCUGGGCCAGCGAAGGAUUGGAUAAUCUCCUUCUUCAGUGUCUUGUCAUUGUGGAAGUGGAUGUGGACUUAUGGGUAACCGUUGAUGGAGAAGUAAUCCCAGACCCUGUAGUGACUGAUGCCAUCUGUCCGGAUGAAUGUAACGGCAAUGGAAACUGCAUUGAAAGUCAAUGUGUUUGUAACAAUGGCUGGCUAGGAGAUACGUGUGAAGUUGACUACAACAGACCACCAGAUAUAUCAUUCUUUGAUGGAGGUUUCUUAUGUAAUAGCCAUGUUUCCCGAUCCUGUAGAACCCUACGAAUCUAUGGCGAUUAUUUUGCUGAUACAGAGAAUUUGACCUGUAGCUACCAGUCUUUAUCAUGUGCUUGCCUUGUAAGGCCACCGCUGGUUAACGUCAGGGUACAGCAGAUGGGUGUUCCCGUUUCUUUUGGGAAUGGAAACCUCAUGAUGGCUAUGCUUUGUGCUGGCCUUGUAGUGAGACUUCGCCAUGGAGUCUUAUGUCAAGGUCUCCCAGCCUGUUCGGCAUGCUUCUCCAGUCAUAAGAGGGAUUUGUCCUCUUCUUCCAGCAGGAGAAGUAAACCUGCUAGGUCCUCUGCCCCCGGUUCUGAACCAGUUGGCCAUACCUGUCAGGGGAAUUCUUGUCUCUUUGAGCUCCAUCCUCGAGCAGAGGUGGUCUCGCCUGUCCAGGGCAAUAAGGGGAAGGGUAGGAAGAGUAAGAACCCUCCUCAGGGCAAAAAGAAGGAUUCCUGUCUCCUUCUGGUUCUUAGCAGUGGCAGACCAAGAGCCGGUCUGGUGGACGACGGUCCUCCUGUCUCAAGCUCUUGUUCCUGUCCUGCAGGAUUGGGCUCCAGGUGGGCAGACAAUUCUCUUGUCUGGCAGGGUCUCAGUCUGCCCCAUCUGGAGCUCCCUGUGGGAGAGCAUCUCUCUGUGUUUCUUCCACAGUGGUGGGAGAUAAUGGAAGAAGUUUGGGCAUUGUCUGUGAGAGAUCUGAAGGAUGCCUACUUCCAUAUCCCCAUCAGGAAGUCGGCAUGGAAGUUCCAGACUUUUACAUGCUACGGCAAGGUCUUCCAAUUCCGGCCCAUGCCUUUCGGGCUUACGACAGCGCCUUUGGUUUUCACAAAGCUGCAGCAGGUGGUCAUGGGAUUUCUUCACUCUUGUGGAAUAGACGUCCACAUCUAUUUCAACUAUUCCCUCAUGCUUCACCUGAGUGAAAGUCUUACUCAAAGAGGAGUGAAGUCCAUGCUUGGUCGUCGCUGCCUUCUUGCCUACAGUGGUCCAGAGGCUAUGCUACCGGACGAGAUAUCUCCUGCCAGUCGGUUUCCAAGAGUGAAGGUGCAGGCUCAUGAGAUGAAUUUGUCAGUUGUGGAAAGCGAGGGAUUUUCUCAGGCAGUCUAUUUCAACUCUGAAACUGUGGAAUGUUUGUUGCCUAGCGAUGGCAUUUAUAAUGUCACUGUUAGCAACAACGGCAUUAUCCAGAGUGAGGCUAACAUUUACUUCAUCUACAACGGCAUCUGUCUCAACUGUACAAGCACAGGAUGUGUCCAAAGGACUGAUGUGUGUGUGAUUGAUGGAGUGUGCUAUGAUAACUGGUACGUGAACCCCAGAGACCCCUCUUUAGGAUGCAGGGUUGCUGUGUCCAAGUCUGACUGGACGAUUAUCAGUGUGACUUCAAUUAGUUGGUAUGACCUGAUCUUCCUGUUUAUUGAACAAAACUACUUAAUAACCAAUGCUGGAAGAAUUCCUUUGGAAGGAGGCUUGACCAUCAAUGUUAAUGACAAUGGCAGGAACGCCAUAGAAUUCAAUGGAGUCAACCAGUUUUUCAACAUUUCGUCCAACGUUGAUGAUUGUUUGCAAGAUCCAGAUGCGUGUACCUUAGGUGUAACAAUCAGUUUGUCUCUGCAAUUUAGAUCUCUCAAGGAUGAUAUGUACAUAUACACAAACUGUGGCGACGAACCUGCAUCUGUCGGAUAUGCCAUGUUUUACCGUAAUGGCCAAGUGUAUUUCACUGUGAGCACCCGUACCAAGGAAUGGACUGUCUCAACUGCUGUCAGUGUCAACACUUCUUAUCAUUUUGAUGUGUCUUGGAGUCAGCAAUUUGGACUUCAUAUGUUUGUUGAUUAUGAGGCAAAGGCUGGCACUACCGACUUUUUGUACCGGAACGUGCCAGAUCCUGUGGACUGUAAUCUGUUUGUUGGAGCACCACACUCUACUGGAACAUUUACCGAAAUGGAGUUAGAAUACUGGAGUAUCCUUCUGGCUUCAAGGGAAGUUCUGUCAUAUCUCGGCUUUGUCAUAGGAUUGCCAAACUUUUCUAUUGCUCCUACUCUCACUGUCGAUAUGGACGAUGACUCCGGCAAGGCCAAGUUUACAUGUCGUUUCCAGCAAUUACGAGCGAACGUGGAGUAUCGUGUGGACUGGUAUCUUGGAAAAUCUAAACUACUCACUCAGAACCUUACAAGAGAUGACUACAAAGCUACACUUUCAGAGGAAAUGUACGGAGAGCCUGAAUAUGGAACAGGGCUUUACUGUAAAGUUUCUGCCUGUUUUGCCUACAAUUGUGACAUCACCAAAGGAACCCCCAGUUACAGCAAUAUUGUUUAUAACAUAAUUCAGACCAUCACAGAGGAAGUGAAUAUUUUAGAGGGUGGUGAAUUCAAAUAUCUGACAUUCCGGAGCAUGGUUCCUCCGAGACUUCUGUGUAAGGUUGCUGACCGAUUAGACAACUGUAAUAUAUCUGUGUGGACAUCACUACUACCGAACAAGGAGAAGAGAUGUCCUGGUGGUCCACCGAUAGCACAGGCUGUCUUCCCUGCUGCAGUAAACAAUUUGACUGGACACAUGACUGUUUGUGGUGCCAUGGCUACCACUAAUGUUACCUGGCAAGAAGAUAUCAAAAUCCCCAUCUUGGCUAAAAUUGAUGGCAUCAAUGAUGGAGACCAGCGGAAGUCCAUUCAAGUGGAGAUACGAGUGAACACUGCAAGUUCAUUGACCAAGUACCUCACAGAUCGUAUUCAACUGAAUGUGGAAGAUCGUGACAAGUCGGCCGUUUGUAAAUCUAUAAAUGAUCCUCACAUGACUACAUUUGACGGAUUGAAGUAUGAUAUCUUCCUUGAGGGUGAAUUUGUACUGUACAAACACAAGAAUUUACCCUACGCAGUGCACACUUUCUAUCGAAACUGCAAUGGACAUGCCUCGUGUAACUGUGCUGUAGCUGUACAAUCAGGUGACGAUGUCAUUGUGUUGGACGUCUGUGGCCCAACAAACACAGACAGAGUUCGACCAAUGGUGAAGAAGAUUUUCCUAAACGGAGAGUUGACGCCUGGGACUUACAUAUAUCAGAAGAACGGUGGCUCCACUUAUGUUAUUUACCUUCCAAAUGGUGCGUAUGUGACAGCCAAAAAGAGAGGGAAAUUCAUGAACGUGUGGAUGAAGUCAGCUUCCAGCGACAUAGAAAAUAUUGAAGGUCUGUGCGGUAACUUUGAUGGUGUACAAGACAACGAUCUGAUGUCCCCAGAUGGAAAUAUUACUGAACCAGUCAAAAAGCCUGAUUCAUUCUCAGUCACUUGGAGAGUAAAGUUAAGUGACACUCUGUAUGAUGGUUUCUGUGGUGAGACCAACCUGGAGUUCCAGAAUUCCCUUACCAGUAAUGGUGGCUACUCCUGUGACUGUUUCUUCAAUGAAGAACCGCAGUGUGGCAUUGGCAAUGAUGUCGUCAACUGUGGAAUCAUCCGUAAUAGGAGAAACAGACGAGUACGAGACAUUACUGCUGAUUUAGUAGCAGAAAGUGAGCAGCCCCUCAAGUGUAUCUCCAGUGUGAUUCAAAUCUUCUUUGAAUUCGACAUUAAUUACAACUCUCAAGGUCCUGUUUUCCCCACUGCAACUGGUAUAACAUAUGAUAUGGCAUUCGGGAAUUGUUCAAUAUUUAUAUCAGGAUCAGCAUCUGGGGAUGCCUGUGUGUCUGUCCCUGGAGUUGAUUUCACGGCCACAGUUGAUGCCUGUGUAACAGAUGUUGGGAUUACGGGAACAUUUGUAGACUGGUUGGAUACAGCUCUUUCUGACAUCACAGAACAGUGUACGUUGGCUAUGGAGACAAACAUCACACUUUGGGUUGUGGAUGAUGAUGGUGAAGUGGAGUUUCCCAACACCUUUGACCUCAUUUGUCCUAACGAAUGUAGUAACCAAGGCAACUGUAGUGAAGGGGUGUGUUCCUGCUUUGAUGGUUAUGGUGGUGAUGACUGUGCCAUCAUCCUGGCUGACCCUCCAUCUCUAGUGGAUAUUCUGCGUGGCCAGAUAUGUGAUCGUCGAACAACCACCUGUGAGAGAAUUACCAUCUUUGGUUUGGGGUUCUUGCCUGCUGCCAAUUUGUCCUGUUCUUUCGACAUUAUGGAUGGGCCAACGACUCUGGAAAUAGCAACCUUCCAGUCGUACGAGGACAUCUUGUGUAUAUUGCCAACAAUAGUAGACCUGUUUCAUGCAGUGGUGAAGUGUACAAAUGAUGGACUUAGCUUCAGUGAUGGACUGGAUUACGUGGUUUAUGACUCACUUUGUACCUAUUGCAAUUCUUCUGAUUACUGCAUAAAUCGGACUGACAUCUGUAGAAUUAAUUCUCAGUGUUAUGAGGAUGGAGCAGUAAAUGAAAACAAUGAAAAUGAGGUCUGUGAUAUUAGCCAGUCCACCACAAGCUGGACACAGUUACAGGCUGGAACUAUCACUGUCCACUAUUUCCUAUUUUUGAGGAUUGAGUUGUCCAUCUUAUUUGCUGGUAAUUAUCAGUUCAAUCUGAUUGGCUCACCCCAACUGGUGUAUGGGUCACUUGGAGGUUUUGCACUUCAUCUAAAUGGUGUAGACCAGGCAUUCAAUCUUGGUGACCAAACCAGUGGUUGCCUUGGCGAUAUAGGACUAUGCAACCUUGGUGUGACCUUCACAUUUGGACUCGAAAUCAGAUCUGUCACUGAAACAAAAGUAUAUGUGUUGAGUAACGGUGGAGAGGAGCCAGGUCAUUAUGGAUAUGCUAUGUGGUUUACAAGGAAUAAACUUUACUGCAGAAUCACAACACGGACCAGAGAAUGGACUGUGUAUACGAACAAGUUCAAGAUUGGACGUUAUUAUCUUGUCCAGUUCUCAUGGAGUUUACAGACAGGCCUUGGUCUUUAUUUAGAUGACAGGAGAGUUGCGAGGACUACAAAUUACAUUGAUAGAGGCACUUUGAGUUUGACAUUGGGCACAAACUUUUACUUUGGUCAGUCCUUCACUGGACAGGGUUUCUGUGACAUGGUCAUUGAUAGGUUCUCCGUCACGCCUGCUUCCUUGGAUAUCAUACAGCAGCUCAACAUUGCCUACAUGGUGCCAUUAUUUGAAGAAGAGCCUGAAAUUGAUGUGGAUGUCAUUAACGGCAGUGUCACAUUAACCUGUACUUACAAGCCUAUUACCAUGACAACUAGGUCUUAUCUUUACAAGGUUAUAUGGUACAAUGAUAACAGAACAGUGAUAUCACAGGACCUGGGCAACGAAACUUACUCCAGUAAAUUGACAGAGGAAAUGCUUGGACAAAUUACUUAUGGUAGCAAGAUUAUGUGUGGUGUGAUGGCCUGUUUUGCUGAGCAUUGUAACAGUACAAUGGGGCCUGAGAGAUGGAGUGAUUCCUUGAUGACUUCUUUACAGGUUGAAGAGACAACGAUAAAGGUGUAUGAGGGAGGAAUUUCCAAAUGUGUGUCAAUAAAAUCUGUACUUCCUCCAAGAAUGUUCUGCAGUGGUAUGGAUGCCAACUGCAGUAUCCAGAUAUCCCAUAAUUUCUCAGAGGCAAUGCUUAAUUAUUGUCCUUCGGGACGAAUGCUUCCACAGGCCAUGUUCCAGGUUAACGGCAAUGACAGUUGUUCCGUCUACAUCACUAACAACAACUGGAUGACAGAGAUGUGCAUCAAGGUCAGAGCAACUCUUGAUGGUCUCAAGGACAAUGACCAGGAUCAGACUGUUCUUUUGACACCUAUGCUGUGGGAUAGCACUACGAUAACACAAUUUACAUCAGUGUCCAUAUUAGUUCAAGUGAUUGAUGAGGAUCGCACAGCCUCAUGUAGAUCAGUCAAUGACCCACACAUCACCACGUUUGAUGGCAGGAAAUAUGACAAUUUCUUUGAGGGUGAAUUUGUGUUAUUUAGACACAAGACUUUACCGUAUGAGGUGAGAGCAUUCUAUCGUAGAUGUAAUGGUCGAGCUUCAUGUAACUGUGCAGUGGCAGUUAGGGCAGGUGAUGAUGUCAUUGUAAUUGACAGAUGUGGGGACAAGGAUAAUGGCAAAAAGGCACCACUGAUUCCACGAAUGUACGUCAAUGGUGGCCUGACAGCAGGAACUUAUGUUGUCAGCUUCAACAACGGAAAGGCUUACAAGAUUGUGCUACCAACGGGUGGAUAUGUCACCGUGAAGAUUGCUGGAAAGAAAAAGGAAUUCAUCAAUGUGUUUUACAAAGCUGCUGCAAUUGAUUAUGGCAAUGCUGAAGGUCUAUGUGGAAAUUUUGAUGAUGAAUCUUCCAAUGAUCUGAUAUUACCUGAUGGAACAGAAUAUUUUGGAACAGAAAAACGGCCAAAAGAAUUCUCUAGAAGUUGGAGGGUAACAGAAAUGGGAAUAGAGAGUCUGUACAAUGGAAUUUGUCCAGAGGACGUGCCCCCGCCUGUAACUAUGGAGACAUACUGUGAUUGUGAUGUUGAUGGCAUGAUCUGUACAAAUAACCUUGACCUUUUGUCCUGUAACCUGCCUCUGUCUUUGGAGAACAUUGCAGAUGAAACUGUAAAAAGAAAGAAAAGAUCUCGAUAUGGCGUGGAUAUGACAGCAACCUAUCUGAAGAGGUCACAGCCACCAACAAAAUGUUACUCGACAGAACCAGAGAUAUUGUUUGAUUUUAAUGUGACAUACAUUGCGGAGGACUUCACUUGGCCAACUCCUAAUGGCCUUACUGAGGCUGAUGCACUGAACCUUUGUAAGACGUACAUAGAAGGUACCGUAGCAUUCCAGAACUGCAGGGACAUCCCCAACAUUGGGUUUGCUGCUUCCCUUGACUCCUGUGUUGCAGACCUUCAGAUCAUGGAUGAUGCUGACUGGGCAGAUGAAGCUCUGUCGGCUAUUUUACAGUUGUGCACAAUUCAGAUGGAGAUCAAUGUUGAACUUUGGAUCACAGUGGGAGGAAUCCCCGCUCCAGACCCUGGAGUGAUAGACUCAUUGUGUCCUGGUCUCUGUAGUGGUAACGGCAAUUGUAUUGAGCAGGUGUGCGAGUGUAAUACUGGUUUCAAGGGCGAGGAUUGCUCUAUCAUUAUGGAGGACAUUCCAGCCGUGGAUGUCCUUCCCGAACCUUUCUGUGACAUCACACGCUUUUCUUGUCAGCAAGUCACCAUCACAGGUGAAGGAUUCAUAGAGGGGGCUGGACUUGUCUGUAUACUACAGAGGAUGGAGAAAACAACGACAACCUACGUAGCAACUGGUAACACUUUAACAGUGACUGCUACCUAUGUGAGUAGUGAACAGGUGAUCUGUGACCUACCUGAUGCCGGUUCUUUCAACAUCACCGUAAGCAAUGCUGGAGGGGGCGUGGUCAUCACUACAGCAAUCCUGUUUGUCACCUUUAACCCUAUAUGUUACGAGUGCAAUGUGAAUGGAUGUCAACCAAAGUCAAAUGUGUGCUUCAUUUCGAAUGAUUGCUACGGUAAUGGAUUUUUCAACCCUGCAUCUCCUCUGGAAAUUUGUAAUGCUAGUCUGAGUGCUGACUCAUGGUCGGUAAUUUCUAGUGUCGAUAUUACAGUGGUGUCGUUCUUCUUUGUGUCCAUCAACGUCAAUGUUCUGGUUACCUCAUCUGCUAGCUUCAAUUUGAUUGGGAAUCCAACGCUCGUGACUGGACUCAGUGGUCAAGCAAUACAAUUGGAUGGUGUCAGUCAGUACAUUGACCUUAGUGGUCAGUUGAGCACCUGUAUUACGGACCUCACCACCUGUGGACUUGGUUUAACAAUGGGCUUCAAUGUCAAGGUUGUGACCUUCACUGAAAACAUGUACAUCUUAAAUUUUGGUGGAGAUCAGCCUGAUGGAUAUGGUGUGGCAAUGUAUUAUCGUCAUAGUCGACUUUACUUAACAGUUUCCACGGCGACAGCAGAGUGGACAGUUUAUACGACACGUCUACAGGUUAACGUUUUUGUGAACAUAGAGUUUUCAUGGAGUAUACAGACUGGAUUGGCAUUGUACUUUGACGGUGAAGUUGUUGCCUCGACGACUCAGUUUAUAUCUCGAACAGUAUCCGUAACCCGGGUGACAACAUUGUUUAUAGGCUAUUCUGGUACAUUGAAUGUAUACGCCAAUAUCGUCAUUGAAGGAUGGGAAAUAACUGAAGCAUGUAAAGAAAUUGCAGAUGUUCUGGAUGUUGAAACAACAACAGAGGUCAUGACCACUACAACUGAAGCAGUGACCACUACUACCACGGAAACCACAUCUACCACUGAACAGGUUACCACCACAACCACAGAAUCAGGUACAACAACCAGUACUCCAAUUCUCACAACUUCUACUUCUGCGGAGCUUUCUACAUCUACCACUAUGCCCCCUACGACCUCGACCACACAACCUUUGACCUCUACGGAGGUUACAACUACGACCACACAAUCGCUCUCGACCACUUUGGAAGUUGCAACCUCAACCACAAAACUUCCUUCGACCACUGCAGAAGUUACGACUUCAACCACAAAACUGCCCUCAACUACCACAGAGGUUGCAACUUCGACCACAAACCCGCCCUCUACCACGACAGAGCAGGUCACCACAACGGAAGGUACAACCACUGAAUCAACAACUAAUAUAACUCUUACUACUCUAACCACAGCACCAAUUACCACUUCAGAAACUAUUUCUUCUGAAACACCCACUACCACUACCACUUCAGAAAUCACUUCCACUUCAGAAACCACUACCACUGCAGAAAUCACUUCCACUAAAAUACCCACUUCCACUUCUACUCCACUACCCACUACUACAACCACUGCAGAAGCUACCACUGCAGAAAUCACCACUACUGAAUCCACACUACCAAGUAGUACAGCUGAGAUGACCUCCACUACUACUACUGAUGCCACUACUACGACGGAGCAAACCAGCAGUGCAACAACAUCAACUGUAGCCACAACCACUCCAACACAAACAACUGUAGCCACAACAACAACCACUGUGGCACCAGCAACAUCAACUUCAACUGUAGCCACAACGUCAACCACUGUGGCACCAACAACAUCAACUUCAACUGUAGCCACAACGACAACCACUGUGGCACCAACAACAUCAACUUCAACUGUAGCCACAACAACAACAACCACUGUGGCACCAACAACAGCUUGUACAGGUUCCCUAGACAGUUACCCAAAUAUCGCCACACAACCGGUCCUCACUCAUACCGUCGCUGCAAACUUGGGUAAAGUUUCCUAUGACUGUAGUAUCACUACAUCAACAGAACAGGGGGCUCAGCAUGCCAUCUGGUGGUAUGUUGGGGAAUCUCUUACUAAGACUGUCAAUCUGACCUCUGGAGUGACCACCAAUCUUCUCGAGACCACAGAGUUGUCCAGUAGUGCAGGUCUACUGACCACAGGAAUUCGGUGUGCAGUGGUUGUUUGGAACCCUGACAGAUGUGGAAAUGGUGUAAGCCCACCUCUAAGCAGUGACAGUAUCGUCUUCACAGUCACGGUCAAUGAAGGUGCUGUAAUAACUGUAAGAGAAGGAGAUCCAUCGUAUGAAAUAAGAAUUUCCCUGACCCAGACUGUCGGCUACUUCUGUGCAGUCAAGUAUGGCCAAUCCUGUAACAUCCAGAUGAAAACCCAAGUGGUCAAAGGCACAGGCCAGAGGUUGUGUACAGAUGGCUCCGUCAUCCCAGACCUGGCCAUCCACACCACUGCCACUAACGCUACCACAGCAACCUGUGGGGCCACAGCCGACAAUUCCAAUCAAAACUUUGUAGUGAGAAUCAAAGCUGUUGUUGACAAUUUGAUAAGUGGUCCAAGAAACAGAACGCUCAACAUAGUGAUGAUGGACAAUGCUGGUGGCCAAACAAGUGAAAUUCUUCUUAAGAAUGUCACUGUGAUAAUAGAAGAUUCCAACCUGACUGGCUUCUGUCAUUCUCAGAAUGAUCCUCAUAUGAAAACAUUUGAUGGCACAUUGUAUGACCAUUUCAUACCUGGAGAGUAUAUUAUGUACCAGAAUUCAGAAUACCAAACAGAGGUUCGAGCACUGUUUGUGAGGUGUGAACAAGGAACAUGCAACUGUGGAGCUCUGGUCCGAUCAGGGGAUGAUGUUAUCAAAGUUGACAAGUGUAUACCUGGAGCACUCCAGGCCUAUCCAAUUAGUCGAAGACUUUUCAUCACUUCUCAGCUGACUGUUGGCUCCAAAAUCUACCAGGCACAGGAUGGUAACAAGUAUGAGAUUUACCUGCCAACCGGCACUAAGGUGAUAUUGAUGAACGACCAAGACAAAUACAUGAACAUUUACAUUGAGGCAUCAGUUUUGGAUGUGAACAAGACAGAGGGUCUGUGUGGAAAAUAUGAUGGGGUCAAGGAUAACGAUCUUGUGGGUGCUGAUGGUGUAACGUAUACUGUCACCAAUGCAGCAGACCGACCAAAUGACUUUAGUCGAUCCUGGAGAGUGAACCGAGCAGACUCCUACUAUACUCUAGGGUACGCUUCCACCGUCACCCUGAAUACUCCAGUUUAUUGUUUGUGUUAUGAUGAUGCAUCAUUCUCCUGUGAUUUCAAUCUGGAUAUUUACAAAUGUGGAGAGUCAACAGCCGGGUUAGACUUGACAGAUACGCUCAUUAGUGAGGCCAUAGCAGACGAACAGCAGGCAAAUCGACGCAGAAAGAAACGUGCUACAGCAGACCCAGCCUUCGAGUAUGAUGCUAACUAUGAUGCUCCAACUACCCUCACAUGGCCUACAAGUACUGGUAUUACUGAAGCCCAGGCACAAACAAUAUGUGGUGAUAAGAUUGUGGGAUCAGCUACUUAUGCAAAGUGUCAGAACAUCCUUCCAAAUGACGUGGUGGAACGAGUUAAUGCUUGUAUGCGUGAUGUCCAGUUGACUGAUUCAUUAUCCUGGGCUGAUUCGGGUUUGGCCAGUUUACAGGAAGCAUGUAACAGUGCUGUGAAGCAAGACACCAACAACUGGGAAACAACCACUCCUAACUCUACCCCAACUUUGCCUUCAACCAUUGUGAAUACUCUCUGUCCUAAACAGUGCUCCAGCCAAGGAACAUGUACAGCAGGUGAAUGUACGUGUUCAUCUGGAUUCGCUGGACCAGACUGUUCCUUGACCGUGAAUGAGGUCCCUAUUGUGGUACCAGAGGUGACCAACGUUGUAUGUGAUACUCUCACACAGACGUGUAAUUCUAUCAUUGUGUAUGGAGAUAAGUUCAUCAACUCUAGUUCCAUCACCUGCCACCUGACUGAAGUACAGGUAACUAGUACUGGAGUAGUCAGGACAUCAACAACAACAACAACAAAUGCUGUGUUCCAACGGCUGACCGCAGUGAUAUGUGCCAUUCCAGAAGAAAAGAGCUAUGUUGUUAAAAUCAGCAAUGAUGGUACAACCUUGAGUACUAAUGAAGGACUUAUCAUUGUAUAUAACUCCACCUGUUUCCAGUGUGCCAUCGAACAGACACCUACUCUUGCCACAUGUUCAGCUCAGUCUGAUGCCUGUUACAUCAACUCUGUAUGUUAUGCAUCAAAUGGCAUCAAUCCAUCAGAUUCCUGCAAAUACUGUCGACCAUCAGUGUCUACCUCCGAUUGGACAAGUUCCACUUCGAAUGAUUGUGCUACCCGUGUUGAUGUGGACAGUCAAACAGUAGUCAUAGUGACUGCUAUCAUAGCAGCUGUGCUACUCAUCACCAUCAUAUCUCUGGGAAUUGUCUUUGUUCGAAGAAAUAAUAGCAAAGGAAAACUAGCAAGUAAGAGAUCUGCUAGAGAUCAGAGCAGUAUGAAGAGUGACAGACGACAAGUGCGAUACAGGGACGAACCUCGGAGGAUCAUAUAUGACAACAAUUCUUUCGAUCAGAGAGCUACACCAGUGUACGAUUAUGGUAUGUCUUAUGACAACCCAAUGGGACCAAGCUAUUACACUGCGCAACACCAAGAGCCAAUUGCAUUCUACCAAACCAACACCAAUGACUACUUUGAAGAUUAACAUUACAGAAAUUAGCAGCCAUUGAAACCUAUUAUUUAGAUUGAUAAUGUAAAGUGAAUCAUUUUUUUUAAUGAUGGAUAUUUUUAAGGUGGA